Messenger RNA from Lycium ferocissimum, 1406 nucleotides. RefSeq lists its product as uncharacterized. The record is from RefSeq and is a predicted model, not a curated record. Gene Ontology annotation, cellular component: mitochondrion. The transcript has 6 exons. NCBI's taxonomy places the organism in Eukaryota, Viridiplantae, Streptophyta, Magnoliopsida, Solanales, Solanaceae. The coding region runs from base 69 to 1049 and encodes 326 amino acids. Gene Ontology annotation, molecular function: prostaglandin-E synthase activity.
CCCAUAGAUAUAUACAAAAAAUAAAACUCACAUUUUCCAGAGAUUUUCAUAAUUCUCAGAUCGCCGGAAUGAAGAGAGUCAGCCGUAUCGCCGCCAUAUACCGAGCCGUCGACACAACCGGCGCCGUACCGGCGCCGCAACACAGGAUAUCUACGGCGGCUCAGUAUAGCACUACGAGCAAUAACAAAUCUUCUUUCAGGUCUAACUGGUUAGUAUUCAACAAUUUGGUGACUGAUCUAUCUGUUAGAAGAACUGCAGCUCAUGCUGUUACUGGAACAAUGCUUUUCUCUGUGGCGGCUACAACGUUGACUGAGGAAGUCAAAGCUAAAGAAGCUGUGCCGUUAGAAUUACGACCGAAAGAACUUGUUCUUUAUCAGUAUGAAGCUUGUCCUUUCUGUAACAAGGUUAAAGCAUUCCUUGACUACUAUGACUUACCAUACAAGAUCAUUGAGGUCAACCCCAUCAGCAAAAAAGAACUCAAGUGGUCUGAUUAUAAAAAAGUGCCUGUUCUGAUGGUUGAUGGUGAACAGAUGGUGAACUCAUCAGAUAUAAUCGAUAAAUUGUUCGAGAAGGUUCGUUCUGCUGAUUCUACCUCUGAUGCCGAUGAAGAGAGCAAGUGGCGCAAGUGGGUGGAUGAUCACUUGGUGCACAUGUUAUCACCCAACAUAUAUAGAAAUACCUCAGAAGCUCUUGAAUCGUUCGAUUACAUCACUAGUCAUGGUAAUUUCAGCUUUACGGAGAGAAUAACUGCCAAAUAUGCUGGAGCCGUAGCGAUGUAUUUUGUUUCAAAAAAAUUGAAGAAGAAAUACAAUAUUACAGACGAGCGUGCAGCCCUGUAUGAAGCUGCAGAAACAUGGGUUGAUGCUCUGAAGGGACGAGAUUUUCUUGGUGGCUCUAACCCAAACUUAGCUGAUCUUGCUGUAUAUGGCGUUUUGAGACCCAUUCGCUACCUGAAGUCUGGUAAAGACAUGGUGGAGAACACACGUAUUGGUGAUUGGUACUCUCGGAUGGAAAGUGCAGUAGGCGUGUCUUCUAGAAUUGAAGCUUGAGUGACAUCUAUCGGUUAAUUGGAAAAUCACAAGCAGGAACAAUUUUUGAAAGGAGUUGAUUACAGUUUUGAGAAAGAAUAUUACUCUCAAGCUAGUGACAAAUUAAUAUAUAAAGGAGGUGCACUUUAACAAAUUUUUGGUAGUUAAGGGUACAAAAUAAAUUUGGAUGUGGGUUUGUUUCUAUUUUACAUUGACUUAUUCUUCUGGAUGAAAGUUGUAUUUGAGGUGUGCUGAGACAAAUAAUUCUUGCAGUUUGCCACUAUUUUGUUGCCAAUGUUGUAGACUCGUCACUUUCAUGUGCCAAUUUUACUACUGAUUUGUCCUUCCAGAAUACAGUGGGACCUUUUCUCCUAACAA